Molecule: messenger RNA, 4726 nt
Organism: Oncorhynchus nerka (sockeye salmon)
Lineage: Eukaryota; Metazoa; Chordata; Actinopteri; Salmoniformes; Salmonidae
Product: dynamin-3-like
Exons: 21
Coding region: 500-3025 (841 amino acids)
Biological process (GO): receptor internalization; synaptic vesicle endocytosis
Cellular component (GO): cytoplasm; plasma membrane; microtubule
Molecular function (GO): GTP binding; GTPase activity; microtubule binding
Source: RefSeq, a predicted model, not a curated record
UCAUAUGUCAAUCUGAACACCAAACGCAGCGCCUCCUCGCAAUUAUCGCGGUUGCAUAAAAAUAUAUGAUUAAUCUGUUAUAGAGGCGAAUUUGGGUUCGUUCGGAAUGAGGCUUUGACUCCAUCCGAGCAAAACUACCCGAACAAAACAUUAUUAUAGCACAGGACAUCAACAUUUAACAUUUAACCGAUGCUCAUUUACAGCAGGUGGCGUUGCUUGUAUAAUCUAUAAUCGCGUUUCGAUCCGGACCUUGGAUUGGAUCUGCCUGUUGUUCAGAUUCAGCACUGGACAGCGACCGAUUUUGUCGCUCGGACAUUCAAAACGACAAGGAAUCAUCGAGAAAGGUCGAAUCGACCCUUGCUUGGCUCGGGGCAAUGCGCGGCUAGAUGACUUCACUACAUCAACAAGCACCGUAGCCCUGGACUAAAUAUAUCACCACACCCCCCUGCCUUCUCUCUUCCUUCUCUCUCAUCUUGAGCGCCUCCCGCCCGCUAGCACCAUGGGUAACCGAGGAAUGGAGGAUUUGAUCCCGCUGGUCAAUAAACUCCAGGACGCUUUCAGCGGCAUCGGUCAGAGCUGCAAUCUUGACCUGCCACAAAUCGCGGUAGUCGGCGGACAGAGCGCUGGCAAGAGCUCGGUGUUGGAGAACUUCGUUGGCAGGGACUUCCUGCCCCGAGGCUCUGGGAUCGUCACCCGCAGGCCCCUUGUCCUGCAGCUCAUCAGUGCCAAUGCAGAAUGGGCAGAGUUCUUACACUGCAAAGGGAAGAAAUUCACUGACUUCGAUGAGGUUCGCCAGGAGAUUGAGGCGGAGACUGACCGCAUUACUGGGGCCAAUAAGGGCAUAUCUCCCGUCCCCAUCAACCUGCGCGUCUACUCCCCACAUGUGCUGAACCUGACCCUGAUUGACCUGCCAGGCAUCACCAAGGUGCCCGUGGGGGACCAGCCAGUGGACAUUGAGCAGCAGAUCAGAGACAUGAUCAUGCAGUUCAUCUGCAGGGAGAGCUGUCUCAUCCUGGCUGUCACUCCGGCCAACUCUGACCUGGCCAACUCAGACGCCCUCAAACUGGCCAAAGAUGUUGACCCCCAGGGCCAGCGGACUAUAGGAGUGAUCACCAAGCUGGAUCUGAUGGAUGAGGGAACAGACGCCAGGGAAGUACUGGAGAACAAGCUGCUGCCCCUAAGGCGAGGUUAUAUUGGAGUAGUGAACCGCAGUCAGAAGGACAUUGAUGGAAAGAAGGACAUCAAGAUGGCUAUGGCUGCUGAGAGGAAGUUCUUCCUCACUCACCCGGCCUACAGACACAUGGCCGAAAAGAUGGGCACCCCGUGCCUACAGAAAGUCCUCAACCAGCAAUUGACCAACCACAUCCGCGACACGCUGCCGGCGUUCCGUAGCAAGCUGCAAACCCAGCUUCUGUCUCUGGAUAAGGAGGCCGAGGAGUACCGGGGAUACCGCCCUGAUGACCCGGGACGUAAGACCAAGCAACUGCUGCAGAUGGUGCAGCAGUUCUCUGUGGACUUUGAGAAGCGCAUCGAGGGCUCUGGGGACCAGGUGGAUACUGUAGAGCUCUCUGGUGGAGCCAAGAUCAACCGUAUCUUCCACGAGAGAUUCCCUUUCGAACUGGUUAAGAUGGAAUGUGAUGACAAGGAGAUGCGGCGGGAGAUCAGCUACGCCAUCAAGAACAUUCACGGUAUCAGGACUGGCCUGUUCACUCCAGACAUGGCAUUUGAGGCCAUUGUUAAGAAGCAGAUAGUGAAGAUCAAGGAGCCGUGUAUCAAGUGUGUGGACAUGGUCAUUCAGGAGCUGAUCAACACCGUGCGCCAGUGUACUAACAAGCUGGAUUGCUUCCCCAGACUGCGUGAAGAAACCGAGAGAAUUGUGACCUCACACAUCAGAGACAGAGAGAGUAGGGCCAAGGACCAGGUGUUGCUGCUGAUCGAUGUCCAGCUCUCAUACAUCAACACUAACCAUGAGGACUUCAUAGGCUUUGCUAAUGCACAGCAGAGCAGCAAGCAGAGCAGCAAGCAGAGUAAUGCUGCAAGCCAGGUCAGCCAGGUCAUCCGUAAGGGCUGGCUAACCAUCAACAACAUCAGCAUCAUUAAAGGUGGGGCCAAGGAGUACUGGUUUGUCCUGACCGCUGAGAGCCUGUCCUGGUUUAAGGAUGAUGAGGAGAAGGAGAAGAAAUACAUGCUCCCUCUUGACAACCUGAAGGUGCGAGACGUGGAGAAAGGCUUUAUGUCCAGCAAGCACGCCUUCGCCAUCUUCAACACCGAGCAGAGGAACGUGUACAAGGACAACCGUUUCCUGGAGCUGGCCUGUGACACUCAGGAUGAGGUGGACAGUUGGAGGGCUUCUCUCCUACGCGCUGGGGUCUACCCCGAAAGAUCUUCCAAUGUGGAGAGUGAGGGCGGCGGCUCCUCGUCCUCGUCCCAGGACAACUUUACCAUGGACCCUCAGCUGGAGCGAAAAGUGGAAACCAUCCGCAACCUGGUCGACUCCUACAUGGCCAUCGUCAACAAGUGCAUCCGCGACCUCAUGCCCAAGACCAUUAUGCACCUCAUGAUCAGCAACGUGAAGGACUUCAUCAACGCGGAGCUGCUGGCCCAGCUGUACUCAGCCGGGGACCAGGGUGCCCUGAUGGAUGAGUCCCAGGAGCAGGUCCAGAGGAGGGACGAGGUCCUCAGGACCCACCAGUCCCUGAAGGAGGCCCUGGCCAUCAUAGGAGACAUCUCCACCACCACCAUCUCCACCCCCAUGCCCCCGCCCGUGAACGACUGGCGCGGUGGAGGCGGAAACAGGUCUCCUCCAACCAGCCCCACUGGUUCCAGGAGGAUGUCAUCAGGCCAGCGCCCUAGUCCCGGAGGGGGGCGAGGGGCUCCACCCCCUCCUAACCGCCCAGGACCCCUGGGGCCCUUCAACAACAGUGCUGAUAGCCCCCAGGUCCCCAGCCGCCCCAACCGGGCCCCUCCCAGCAUCCCCAGUCGGCGACCUCCUCCUUCUCCAACAAGAAAUGUCCCCCCAUCUUAAGCAGUCAAAGGAGCUUGUGAUCUCUUAAGGGCCUAGCGCUCAUCCGUCCCCAUACCAACCCCAUUCCCCCUAUCCUCCACAAGCCCCUCUUCUGUCUAUCCUUUACAUAGUGCAGACAUUGAACCUUUUGCCCUCUGUCCCUGACCCCUGACCUCACGCCAGGUGACGAUCGAUGUCCAUGUAUCUAUGUACAGUAUGGUGCUUGUCUUGUGGUGUAUCUUUCUGUAUGUGUGCUUGUGCUCACCUGUGGUCCAGGUCUGUUUAGCAGAUCCAGUUCCGACUGAGUUUCAGCCCCUAGAAAACCUCCAUCUCCCUUACCUAGAACCCAACUUGCUGUCCCUAGAACCCCAUCCUCACCCUCCACCCACCUCCACCUAGACCCCACUUGCUGCUUCUUUACAUAUCUAUGCUCAGCAGUGGCACUGCCCUACCCAUUCCAAAAUGCAGCAUGGCACAUAGGUUGCUUUUAUUGCAUGUGUGUGUGUGUGUGUGUGUGUGUGUGUGUGUGUGUGUGUGUGUGUGUGUGGGAGGGGGACUAAUUGGCCUAUCUAGGCCAAGUUAGUUUUAGUAUCAUAUAUUACAUAUUGUACAACACCUUCUUUCUGUGGGUUAUUGGCUAGGUGUUCGUUCUUCUCUUAGAGAGGAAAGAAUAUGUCUUAGUGGAGUGUGUGUGAAUGUAAGUGUGUGCGUAUAUUUGUGCAUAUAUAUGUGUGUGAGAGUGUGCCAACACGUGUGCAUGUAUUGUCUGUCUGCACGUUGGUUUAAUGUUUGAGUUGUAAGCUGUUAAUAAAUCAAGACCCUUGGGACUAAUUUGAUGUUGGAUUACUGUGUGAUUUGUUCCUGUGUUGUAGUAGCAGUCAAUACACAUAGAACAAGGCUGAGGACAUUGUUCAAAGCAAAACAGCCUCAAUAAAUGGUAUGCCUGUAUCUACUGUAUCACUGGUCAAGUGGAGAUCUUCCUCACACCUUUAAGCUCAAACUCACAGAGGCUGGCUGGCGAGAUGGAAGGAAGUAUUCCCAACACACAGAGAGACAGAGAAAUACACUGAUAUUACCGGCCACCAUUAUGGGAAGAUACAUAUCUCUGUGUGACUGAGAACAGUGACAUUCUCCAUUUAGCCUUUGCCUCAGGUUGGAUUCAAACCUCCCCUGUGUUCAUGACUGAUCACAUGCCACUUCAGAACUGUGUAAAACAUAUCCUCCUCUCCCCGUCCUCUCCCUCUUCCUCCCCAGUCCUGAGUCCAGUCAGCCACUGUGCCCAGAGCUUAAGGUGGAUUUGUGUAAAGUGCUCUCUGUCAGUUUGUUAUUGUGUAUGUAUGUGGUCCUCUUUUGAGACUGUGUUCUGCAGUACAUACAUACACACCAAGGUAUUAAUAAUACAGAGGUGACUGUUGACUAUAAUGACCUUGUUACAAUCUAGCGCUUGUUCUCUCAAUGUCUCUAGUGUUCUCUCGCUCUACUUCUCUAAAUAGAUCAAUUAGACCGCCAUAGUGGCAUGAGUUACAAGUCUGUAUUGCCAAAGUUAAUUAUAGAAAGGAAAUCAUACAAUAUCAAGCAGAACAUCAACAAUGUGGUUCCUAUAGUUAUGAAAUUAUAUUGUAUGUAGGAGGAUUUAGAUGAAUUGGGAAUUGAAUUGCAACAGUGGUUCUUUUCUUUCUGUGUGUCUGUAUCUCUCUUCAAUAAACUAUUCCCCUCCCACUU